Molecule: messenger RNA, 1814 nt
Organism: Sodiomyces alkalinus F11
Lineage: Eukaryota; Fungi; Ascomycota; Sordariomycetes; Glomerellales; Plectosphaerellaceae
Product: beta-glucuronidase
Exons: 3
Coding region: 1-1791 (596 amino acids)
Source: RefSeq, a predicted model, not a curated record
AUGUCCCCUUACCACCGCGACCUUCUCGAUCCCAUCCCCGCCCUAGUCCUCCGUGUCCGUGAGAACCUCAACUUGAUAUCCUCAUACGUCCCUGAUAGACUCGUCGCUGUCUUAUACGCUUAUUUACCUACCCGGACGACCCUCGAAACGACCCGCAACCUUCUCCUCGCCGCUGCUUCUCUGGCGCCCUCCCCAGAGGGCCCGUACUUAGCUCCGGGUCCUGGUUCCGCCCAUGCCGUUUUGGAUGCCUUUAUGAGCUAUUCCAUCGAGUUUGUCUUCUGGCCCGACUUUGCUGGAAAUUGCAGCCAUCCCAAUACAUUCUCGGACAACUUGUUACAGAACCUGGGGAAUCUCCAGGGGGUAAGGCCAUAUGUCCGUGUAGGCGGAAACACACAAGACUACGCCCUCUACAACGAAUCUCUCUUUACCGCUGUUCAUGGGAUAUACGAUUAUAACAGGUCCAGAGACUACCCCACCACCGUUCAAAUUGGUCCCUCCUUUUUUGAAUCGUACAGUACCUUCAACGACACCAAGUUCACCCACGGUUUCAAUCUAGCACUCGGCGCCAUCCGGCCGGAAGGAUGGCAAACCCUCAUCGACACCGUACCCCUGGCCUGCCGGGCCAUCGGCCAGGACAACCUCGACCGUUGGGAGUACGGCAACGAGCCCGACCUCUACUCCGUCUCCGCACAAGGCCCCGUCCGCCCUCUGACCUGGAAUGCCGAGACAUACGUCGCCCAAUGGUUGAACGGGACGCGUCGCAUCCGCGAGGCCCUCGAAGCAGCCUGCCCGGCCAUGCUCGACGACAAUCUCUACAGCUACGCCGCGCCUUCCAACGGUGGCGUGUACAACCCGCUCCAGGCCGAGGAUCAGUGGGCCGCGGGCCUCAACUCGGACGGAAAUGUCGGCACCUUCUCUACCCAUAACUAUAUCAGCGGCGCCGAGACUCCCGGCGUCACGCUUCAGGAGACCCUCAUGAACCAUCACACGACGACCCACUCGGUUGACGCCCAUGUCCGCACUUACCGUGAUAUCGUUCGUCGGUUCGGUGAUGUGCCGCCUCAUAUCCUUGGUGAGCACAACUCGCUUUACCACCAGGGCAAACCUGGGCUGUCCAACUCGUUCGGCGCGGCUUUGUGGGGGGUUGAUUUCAACCUGUAUGCUGCUUCCGUCGGUAUUAAGCGAGUUCAUAUGCACAUGGGCACCGAUUACCGCUACACAAGCUGGCAGCCCAUCAACACCGAAACCACCGUUGCCGGCACCAAACCCCCCUACUACGGAAACAUAGCCGUGGCAGCCAUGCUAUCUCCCAUCCAUCCAUCCUUAGCAGCAUCCGAUCUCCCAUCCUCCCUCCUCCCGUCCCGCCGCCCCAAGGUCUCAAUGGCCCACAUCCCCCUCCCCACCCGCCGCGCCGCCGCCUACGCCGCAUACCUAGACGACGCCUUCGCGCGCCUCAUGGUCAUCAACCUGCAAGCCUACAACUCGACCGUCAACGGCACCGGCACCGUGCCGGAUCCCGACGCCCCCGAGCGGCCCGUCUUCCGGUACACCUUCGAGGUGCCCCUGCAGCGGGGGGAGGCACGUGUGCAGCGCCUGUACGCGAACGGGAGCGACGCCGUCUCGGGCAUCGCGUGGGAUGGGUGGAGUUAUAACUUGGAACUCGACGAGGGGAGGCCUGUAAGGUUGAGGAACGUCACUGUGGGAGAGAAGCUUCCUGUGAGGGAUGGGGUGGUGGAGGUGGAUGUCCAGGCGAGUCAGGCUGUCUUGUUGAGUUUUGUGGGGGAGACGUGAGCGACGGGAUGGAUUAGAAGUGU